Electrophorus electricus (electric eel) is the source of this 3250-nucleotide messenger RNA. RefSeq names its product kelch repeat and BTB (POZ) domain containing 4 (gene kbtbd4). Gene Ontology annotation, molecular function: protein binding. NCBI's taxonomy places the organism in Eukaryota, Metazoa, Chordata, Actinopteri, Gymnotiformes, Gymnotidae. The record is from RefSeq and is a predicted model, not a curated record.
ACGCACCAAAGCAGCCCCGUUAUGGCUAAUCAAAACCCGUCUUUUUAUGAGGGCUGUGCGGUUACAAGUGAAAGUCCGUAAAUCCGCAAGUAGUGUGCGAUAUUUUUACAACUGUCAGACUAGCAUAUUGCAUAUGCAUUCAGUGUAUAACCAAGUCAUCCGAAGUGGGCCUAUAGAGUGUGCAGACGAACUAGCUAGCUGCAGAUAUUGUUGCUAACGUUAGUAGCUACUUAGCUAGUAAGCUAACUAGUAGACUGAGCUAACGUCUAAGAUAGUUAACGCUAGCUACGUUUGCUUGUUUAGACAGCAAAUGUUUUAAUCUAAUUCAUUUAGCUAAGGAAGGCUCGCAGAAUAACUGCUAGAUGUACUUUCCUGGGUUGCUAUUGCCUUGUGAUGGCUAGGUAGCGUCAUUGUUGAUGGAUGUGCUGGCUGCGCUCUUGUCCAUGUCGAGUUUGCUUGCGUGAGCGCGUCCCCAUACAGGGCAAAGUAUAUAUGUAAUCACUCGAAUCACUCUGUAAUCACUCUAUAAUCUGGAACAUUGUGUUUGUACCGUUGAUAAUUUUUUUUUGCCACGUUUCAACCGGAGUGAGAGGGUGUGGGAAGUCCCUGUGUAUGUUUUACGAUCAUCGAAUGCCAUGGAGACCAGUGAUGACGGGGGUCUCAGUGUCGGGGCUUCGUCUGGAGAGGAAAACUACUUCCAGGGCUACACUUUCACUGAUCGCUCCCACUCCACCCGCGUCGUCAAGAGCAUCAUGGACCUGUGUUUAGAGGAUGGCCUGUUUGCAGACGUCACCGUCACAGUGGAAGGCAGAGAGUUCCAGCUUCAUCGCCUGGUGCUGUCAGCGCAGAGCAGCUUCUUCAGGUCCAUGUUCACCUCAAACCUUAGGGAGGCCCAUGAUCGCAACAUCGAGCUGAAAGAUGUCAGUGCGCCUGUCUUCCAGUUGCUAGUGGACUACAUCUAUCAUGGGAUGAUCAAACUCCAGGUGGAAGACCUGCAAGACACCUACGAAAUGGCUGACAUGUAUCAGCUCACUGCUCUGUUUGAGGAGUGCUCACGCUUCCUCUCACGGACUGUGGAGGUUAAGAAUUGUCUGCAGGUGAUGUGGUUGGCAGAUAGGCAUAGUGACCAGGAACUCUAUACAGCUGCUAAACACUGUGCCAAGAUUCAUCUGGUGCAGCUGCAUCAGACAGAGGAGUUCCUCAACCUGCCUUUGCGUCUCCUAAUGGACAUCAUCAAAGAUGGUGUUCCAAGCUCACAAAAUCCAACUUCAGCAAUUGAGUCUUGGAUAAACCACAACAAAGUUGAGCGGGAGGAAUUCUCAGAUAUGCUCUCAGACAGCCUAAAGGAGAUUGGUGAGAACGUGCACAUUUACCUGAUUGGGAAGGAGGAGACGCGUACACACUCUCUGGCCGUGUCUCUGCACUGCGACGAGGACGACGCCAUCAGCGUGAGCGGUCAGAACAGCCUGUGCCACCAGAUCACGGCGGCGUGCAAGCACGGCUCAGACCUGUAUGUGGUGGGCGGCUCCAUCCCGCGGCGCAUGUGGAAGUGUAACAUGCACACGAUGGACUGGGAGCGGUGCGCGCCGCUGCCUCGUGAUCGCCUCCACCACACCCUAGUGUCUGUCACCGCCGAGGAUGCCAUCUACUCGCUGGGCGGCAAGACAUUACAGGACACGCUGUCCAACGCCGUCAUCUACUACACGGUGAGGGACAACAUGUGGACGGAGACGAGCCAGCUGGAUACGGCGGUGUCGGGCGCAGCCGGCGUGAACCUGGGCGGCACCAUCUACCUGCUGGGCGGAGAGGAGAACGACAUGGACUUCUUCACCAAGCCCUCACGCCUCAUCCAGUGCUUCGACACAGCAGUGCAACACUGCCACACCAAGCCGUACAUGCUGCCUUUUGCUGGCUGCAUGCACGCCACUGCCCACAAGGACCUGAUCUUCGUGGUGGCCGAGGGCGACUCGCUGGUGUGUUACAACCCACUCCUGGACAGCUUCACGCGUCUGCGCUUCCCCGAGGUGUGGAGCUGCGUGCCGUCCCUCUGGAAGGUGGCCAGCUGCAACGGCUGCAUCUAUGUCUUCAGGGACAAAUGCAAGAAGGGCGAUGCCAACACGCUGAAGCUGAACCCCGCCACGUCCGUCGUGUCCGUCAUCAAGGGAAUCAAGAUCCUUCUGACGAACUGGCAGUUUGUUCUGGCCUGAUGGUUUGCUUGAAAUGCUAUUCGUCCCAUAAUUCAGGGCGACUGUGUGAAUGUGUUAGGAGCAUACAAUUUGCAGUGGUGGUGAAUAGUGAUGUAGUAGGAAAAGCUGAAACCGUAGUGCAAGACAGUGAUUUUGUAUUUGCCGUUUGUGUUACAAGCCUUAUCCAGUUGUGCAGUGUGGUAAACUGUGGCACACAGCUCAGUAUCAGUGAAAGCCAUUAAUAAUCUGAACUAUAAAAUGAAUGAGUCCAUACUUCCUUUGGCAUCUACUGAAGCAGAAUAAACAAGCCUAAUUAUUGUCUUGUUGACAAUACAUUUUCAAGUCCAGCUGAUGACGUAGUGUUCGAGUGCAGUUAAAAGCUUGGUUGACUUGCAUUUGAAUGUGUUAUUUUUCUAAAAAAUACAGUUGCUUAUAUUUAUGAACCAUUUUGGAGUAAGAAUGAUGAUCCCUGAGCAAGCCACUUGUUUCAGUAUAAUUGUAUUUAAUAGUACAUGUCAGCACUCUUACUCUAAAAUGAUUGAUAAAUAUGGGCCUUACAUCUAUUCAGAUAUUGAGUUUGGGUAGUAAUUUAAAUAGCUGACUGUUGAUAUAGUAAAUUUACCAUGCCAAAGGUUUUCUUCUUGUGUAAUCUACAGUGUCAUCAAAAACACAUACCACAUACAGUCAAAAAGUUACAAACUGGAAAACUUAUCAAUGUGAGGUAGCUCCAGUUAUUGAGCUGUAGUGUCUAAUAGUCCAAACACUUUCCAAGUAUGGAUUUCCUACUGCAUGUAGCAAGGGUUUUGUAUCAGUAUAAUGAAGCCAUGGCAUGAUGUCAAAAAAUAAAAAACACACUUUUUUUGACAGUGGAAUUUCAGAGGAGUUCUCCUCACUAUAUCCAGUGUUGAUAUAGUCUUUGUGUUUUGUGACACGUAUAUCUGACUAUUGAUGGCAGUAUUGUGGACAAAACAUGCUCAUGUAAAGGCUUUUGAAGCAACAGAUGUUUUUAUUACAGUCAUGCUCCAAUUUCUUUGGCCAACAUUUACAUUAAAUGUGGAAUAUUA